Molecule: messenger RNA, 654 nt
Organism: Acanthosepion pharaonis
Lineage: Eukaryota; Metazoa; Mollusca; Cephalopoda; Sepiida; Sepiidae
Source: the annotation of a GenBank genome assembly
AUGUUACUUAUCUGGGCUUCCAUACCGACUAUCGGCACUACUGUUUUACACAGUAGGGCUAAUGAUGUCAGUGUUUCACUACAGUAUUCUUUUCUUCUUCUUUUUUUUCUCGUUUUCUCCUCUCUUUUUUUCUUCUCGUGUUAUUAUUUUUUUCUCUUCCUCUUUUUCCUCUCCUCCUCCUUCUCGUUCUUCUUCUCCCCCUUCUCCUUGUUCUUCUUCUCCCCCUUCUCCUUGUUCUUCUCCUCCCCCUUCUCCUUGUUCUUCUCCUCCCCCUUCUCCUCGUUCUUCUCCUCCCCCUUCUCCUCGUUCUUCUCCUCCCCCUUCUCCUCCCCUUCUUCUCGUUCUUCUCCCCUUCCCCUUCUCCUCGUUCUUCUCCCCUUCUCCUUCUUCUCGUUCUUCUUCUCCUCCUUCUUCUUCUCCCCUUCUCGUUCUUCUUCUCCCCUUCUCCUUCUUCUCGUUCUUCUUCUCCCCCUUCUCCUUCUUCUCGUUCUUCUUCUCCCCCUUCUCCUUCUUCUCCUUCUUCUUCUCCCCCUUCUCCUCGUUCUUCUUCUCCCCCUUCUCCUUCUUCUCGUUCUUCUCCUCCUCCUCGCCUUUCCCCUCCUUCUCUUUUAUAAUAACCAUCACCAACACGACCACUCUAAAUACCAGUUAUAA